AUGUCUUUGGAUUAUGAAUUCCAAAACGUUUACCGAUUCCGUGUGCUUGUAAAAGAUAAUGGAAUACCUUCUUUAAACAGCACAGCAAAUAUUAUCAUUGAAGUCAGGGAUGAAAAUGAUAAUGCUCCAUACUUUACUUUCCCAAGUAUUAACCCUUAUACAAUGGAUUUUGUCUAUUAUCCCCAUCACACAAAUAAUAUCACUACCCUGAGGGCCUCUGACAGUGACAGUCGAGAGAACGCUUUUCUCCGGUAUGAAAUAAUUGCAGGAAAUGAAGAACAAAUAUUUAAUCUCAACCAUUAUACGGGUCUCCUGUCAUUCACUCGUGUUGUCACUCAACAAGAUGCUGGCUCAUAUGAGUUGGCUUUUGUUGUCAAAGACAGUGGUGAUCCAGUUCUGUCUGCAACAACAAAUUUGUCUUUGACAUUAACUGUUAGCAACAAGACGUUUGAAAUGACCAAGAUGGUCCACAUGAAAUCCGAGGAGAAAAUACAACUCUAUAUAAUGGUGGUCAUUGUUGUAGUUGCAGUUAUACUUUCUGUGCCAAUUACAGCUGCUAUUUCUAUCUGCAUUAUUCGAUUCAGGGACAGAAGAAAUGACCAGCACAGUGAUAGCACUAAUCCCCCUUGUAAAUGUGUUACAGAACAUGGAAACUACAUGUGUCCAUCCCAACAGGCUACUUAUUGGCCUGAUGAUAUCGUUGCCCAAUCAAAUGACCCUGAAUUGACCAGGAGUCUCUCCAGACGAUCCCGAAGAGGACCCCAUCCAGCUGAAGAAUUAGCUGGCGAUCAGAAUUUGAGGACAAAAUUCCAGGCAGAUGGUGUGUAUCAGGUAAGUGUAAACUUUUGA
Messenger RNA from Acanthosepion pharaonis, 849 nucleotides. NCBI's taxonomy places the organism in Eukaryota, Metazoa, Mollusca, Cephalopoda, Sepiida, Sepiidae. The record is from the annotation of a GenBank genome assembly.